CUGGCACAUGCGCAGUGAUUGUGAGCCCCCAUGGUUCCACGCGCGGCAUCAACAUGAUGGUUACGCUGCUGUGAGUGGUCGGCCUGGGCUGGAAAGGCGAUUCACAGUUUGAACUGACUGCUGUCAAGUUCUCCACAAUGGAAAAAGAGAGGAAGUGCAUUUUGUGUCACAUCACUUACAGCUCAAAAACGGAGAUGGAUGAACAUAUGAGGAGCAUGCUGCACCACAGGGAACUCGAGAACCUGAAAGGCAGGGACUGCAAACACGAAUGCCGAAUCUGCAGGGUGAAUGUGGUGGGCCUCUCGGCCUAUGCUAAGCACAUCUCCAGCCAGCUCCAUAAAGAGAAGGUGGACACUCCGGAGACGGAAGAGAACCAGAAGGACGAUGGAAAAGAUGAGGAAUAUUUUGAUAAGGAGCUUGUUCAACUGAUCCGACAGCGAAAGGAACAAAAAGGAAAGAACGAUGCUUCCACACCAGGGAAUCAGGCAGCGGACAGUGAUGACAGGCGGUAUAGGAGGACACGGGAAGAUAGACAGGCAUACCCUGAGCCUGUGAGCAAGUAUAAUCAGUCAUCGUGGCACCAUGAAAAUGGAGAGCAGAAAUGGGAUUGGGAGUCACGUGAUUAUGCGAGUUGCAGACCGAGCGGUUUUCAGCAUUGUCCUUGGAAGACCAAUUCAGGGGGUUCUUCGAACCGGCAUUCAUCAGGCUCAAGGGGAACUCUCAGCUGGCAUUCGAAUGGCACAGGAGGCUCACCUAACUGGUAUUCUAAACAUCACUGGCACUCCAGUGGGUCAGGGGGAGUAGCUAGUCGGCACUCCAAAAGCCAGGGGGGAGCAUUCAAGUGGAAUACCAAUUCCAGCAGCAAUGGGGGCAGUCCAUCUCACUACACGACCAGUCGGCUGAAUGCAAGAUUCCAGUCUUGCAACAAAAACAAUUCUGCAGAGAAUCUGGAUAGGAAGUGGAGUAAAGGGAAAGUGCACAAGUUGAGCAAGGAGAGUAGAAGUGCAAGAGACCGGCAUGCCUGGGAGAAAGCGCAAAGCUGGAGACGGGCAACUGACAGCAGAGGAGCAGCGUUGGCACCAAGAGAUUCAGCGGACAUGUGGAACCUGAACGAUUACACCUGCCAGGACUACCACAUGGAUUUCACCAGUGAUAAUGUGCCAAGUCGAGGAAUGUUGAGUUUUACCCAAGAGGAAGAUACACUGAGUAAAGAUGAUCAGAGUGGGGGGAAGAGCUUGAGCCCAUCGAGGGAUAAGAGAUAUCGGUGGGCCCCUUACCGAUCUCAUAAAUCUGCAGAGCUGCCUGUAGCAGCCAGGGACCCCAGGUCUAGAAGCAAAAGCAGAAAUGAUUCCGGGAGUAGUUGCAUGUCGAGUCAACGGAAAGAUCUUGAGAGACCACGCAAGAGUAGCGUUGCCUCAGUCCUUGGGAAGGUGAGUGAAGAACUGAGUGAUUGUGCAAGUUCCCUGAUUCAACAAGGAGGUGUUUCUGAGAGUGAAACCAAAGCAGUAGACAAAGAUGAGAGUCAAGCUCCUGUCACGCUUCACCUCAAAUCGUUUACCCCUCCUCCUGAAUUCACAUCUGGUGCUUUAAAUCCAGACCCGAAGAGUCUUUUGAAAGAAAAGAAACCUUUGUGUAGCACAAAAAAUGGGAAGCGCUUGAGCACACCCACCUUGGAUGGUGAGCAGCGGGGUAUUUCUAGUAAUGCUGUGUUAAGGUCAAAUUGCACACCUGAUACAUCAGGAGUUCAGCUUUCAACACAAAGUACCCCAAGCCCGACUGUACGGCCUUUGCUGGAAAUGCCAAAGAAUGACACUAAAUACCAUGUGGACAGCAGUUUGAAUGAAGAGCUCAGGCGUGCUCGAGAAGCACUGAGGUGCAGUCAAUCCGAGCGCAGACAACACAGUCAGACAGAACAUGGCCUGCGGGCAAGCUGUAGGCAAUCCACAGAGCGUAAUAAGGAAAACUGGAAAAAUAGCAACAAUAAAACUGCCCACAAGUCGCAACCAACAGCAGCUGAUAGAAACCCAAUGAAGGAAGCACUUUUGGGUUGCAGAGAAAUGAGUGAAGAGGAAUUUACUGACAUCGCAGAAGAAAUAAAGCUAGCUAUACACAUAGACUCUGCCAGCACUUGUUCAGGUCAGGGGCAGCAAAAUUCAAAUACAGUGAAACAACAAAUAGCUGUAUUAUAUACACAGCAUGGUGCAAAUUCUGAACUCUCUGCCACAAACGGCGAUUACAAGGACUCCUCAGCUUCAGGAAGUGGUGCUCAAUCGCCAACCACCUUCUCCUUCACAAUGACUGAAACAAAAAGUGACAAUGAAAUUCAAAGCUCUGUACACAGCAAAACUAUUGAUAAUUGUUCCUCUGACUCAGAGCUGCAGAACGGAGGGACUCAAAGCUCUAGCCACCUCCUCUCUGAACUCAACAAACUCGGGCUUCCCACCUCUGUACAGAGAGACCUGAACCGCCACAUCAACGCAAAGUCAAGGCCUGGGACUCACGUACCUGAACCCAAUCUCAACAUUGCACGCCGCAUUCGAAGCAUUGGGAGCCAGAGAAAGAGUGAAUCGGAAAAGGAAUCUGGCUUGAAGCCAACCUUGCGUCAACUGCUGAAUGUGUCACGACGCCAUGUCAACUGGGAUCAAGUCAUUCAACAGGUUGCUAAGAAGAAGCAGGAACUUGGCAAGGGCUUACCAAGGUUUGGGAUUGAGAUGGUUCCCUCUGUGCAGACUGGUCUGGAAUCUCUGGAGCUGGGUGAGGACAAAAACUUAUCCUCUCUGGAAGGUUUUCAGUGGGAAGGGAUCUCCAUCACUCCAGCCGGAACCAUCCGGAAGCGCAGCCUCUCUGAAAGCAGCGUGGUCACGGACAGACGGUCAAUUUACAGCCUGUUUGGUGAUGAGGUGAAAGAUUCGGAGGGGUGCAAAGCCAAUGAAUGUGCUCCUAGCAUUCCAAGUAGCCGACUACCUCCAAUACCUCCAGGACCAAACUCAUCAGCUUCCCAGGAGAAACAAGCCACAGGUGACAGCCCUGCCUUCCCCAAGGCACUCCAGUUUGGCAGCAGUGGUGACAGCUCACUGCCUGACACCAGCUCCUCAACCCAGGGUCUUCCCCCUGUGAAGACUGAACAGGACUCAAACACGCUCCUUGCAUUUGAGAGCAUUUCCACGGUAAACAGCGGGCCAGGAAAGAAAUGUCUUGGUCUCACGAGUGAUGGCUCCUGUGGGCAAAGCAUUCUUGAGGCAGAUGGGGAGUCCAAGGUGUUCACCCAGCCGAGUUCUUUAAGUACAGUGCAAGGACCGAAUGCAGCAGAUGGUGCAACUGAUAGCAGCUACACAUCUGGGGGUGAACUCAAUGAUGCUCAGGCCCUGGGGAAGAAAAGAAGAGCGACAACCGAUGCUUUAUCUCCAGAGGUCCCUUGUUUGGAAAGGAAGAAUAAGAGAAGGAAACUCAAAAGCAAAAGAGAAAGGUGCCAGGUGGACCAGUUGUUGAACAUUUCGCUGCGGGAGGACGAGUUGAACAAGACAUUGCAAGGGUUGGAUGGUAACCUGCUGCAGGCACGUGCUGCACUUCAAGCCGCUUACAUUGAGGUUCAAAAGCUGUUGGUUCUCAAACAACAGAUUACCCUGGAGAUGAGCACACUGAGGAGCAAAAGAAUCGAAAUCCUUCAGGGGCUCCAAGAAUCCUAUGAUCCUACUGGGGAACGACUGCCAGCCAGCCCAGCAACAGAAAGCAGUACCAGCAAGCUGCAUGGUGGCGUGACUGAACUCAACUUCCAGGCCCCAUUUUCCUCACCCUUACUGAAUAACUCAUCUCCCAGCCCCAGCUGCAUCUCCCAGCCACACACUAACAUCGAAAUAUCCUCUGCUUUCCGGACUCCUGUGGAGAAUACCCUUCCUGCCAUGCCGGACACCUCCAUUAAACAGGAGCCUAUCUCUCCAAAAAGUACAGAGGAGAAUGUAAAAGACUCCUGGGUGCCAAGUGACAGCCUUCAUUCCACCUCUCUGCAGACGGCACUCCCAGGAGCCCAGAUCAAAGGUGAAAUCAGUUCCAAAGGGUUCCCAAUCAUCACAUUACCGUUGUCUCUCCAGCACUUGACUGAGGGCCUCACAUCACUGGACCCUGGGGGGACAGGUAUGGCUACAUCAGACCACAUCAGAGAUGGGCCUGAGGAAGCUCUCGACAGCAGUCCCCCAGCAUUCAGUCUGCGAUCAGGAGGCGAGACUGGGAUGCCCCAGCAGAGAAAGUUAUUUGCUGUGCCAGAAAAACCUGACCCACUGCCAGCCAGCAGAUGGCAGAAGGAUUCAAUAUUUCCUGAGAAGGAGCGUAAGAGCUGGGUGAGCGAGCAGGUGGUUGAAUCAUCCUUGACACCCUCGGAGAGCAAAGGCAUUAAGAAGAAGAAGAAGUUCAGGAAGAAGAAGGCUCCCCGGGUGGAGCAAGCAGGCGAGAACAGUGACACAGAGCAAGACAAUGAGCACAUCCGGCCCGCUCGCAAGCUGAAAAACAAAAGGGUACCCAAGGGAAAGGUUACGACCUCAACCCACCCAGGGUCCGAGGGCACCCCAGCACCCAAGGAAAAAGGCAGACCUAAAGGGGAGAGUGAAAUGGGAAGUGCCUGUACAGACAGUGAUUUCUCUGUGGAGCUGGUGGAAGUCACCAAACCCCUGUUAGAGGUGGUUGCCAUCGAAUCUGUAGAAUCAGCUGAUGAGCAGCCUGACAGCCCAUCCAAGAGAGAGCAGCUGAUCCCAAAUCAAUGCACCAUUGACCCACCCAAAGCAGGUUAUAAUGAGGUGACUUCAACCAGUGAGAUGGGGACAAACUGUGCCAACAAUAUCACCAAGAGUGUGGCUGAGACUCAGACUCCUGGGUCGUCAUUGAAAGGAUCAAGAAACACAUCAGAGGUGUCCUCAGAUGGCAUGGAAGAGGAAGAUCCUUCCGAGGGAACCUUCGAGGGUCACCGGGCAGCUGUAAAUGCCAUGCAGAUAUACAAUGGUCAGCUCUACACCUGCUCUGCUGAUAAAACUGUCCGUGUCUACAACCUGAUGAGUCGGAAAUGUGUGGGUACUUUCGAGGGUCACAGUACUAAGGUGAACUGUUUACUGGUCAUACACCUUCAAGGGAAGACAGCGUGUUUAUAUACAGGAUCCAGUGACCACACUGUGCGCUGCUACGAUGUGAAGAGCAAGACACACCUGGACAAGUUCACUUUGUCAGACCGGGUUCUGAGCUUGCACAGUCGAUGGCGUAUCCUAUACAUUGGGCUGGCUAAUGGCACUGUGUUUACCUUCAGCAUUAAGAGUAACAAACAGUUGGAUGUGUUUGAUUGUCAUGGUCCACGAGCAGUCAGCUGUUUGGCAACAGCGCAGGAGGGAGCACGCAGACUGCUACUAGUCGGAUCAUACGAUUGCACCAUCAGUGUUCGCGAUGCCAGGAACGGAUUAUUGCUCAGGACGUUGGAAGGUCACACCAAGACUGUCCUGUGCAUGAAGGUGAUAAACGACUUGGUUUUCAGUGGUUCCAGUGACCAGUCUGUACAUGCUCACAACAUCCAUACCGGAGAACUAGUGCGGAUUUACAAAGGCCACAGCCAUGCAGUCACAGUCGUAAACAUCCUGGGUAAGGUGAUGGUGACAGCCUGCCUGGACAAACUGGUGCGAGUUUAUGAACUGCAGUCACAUGAUCGUCUGCAAGUAUAUGGUGGACACAAGGACAUGGUGAUGUGUAUGGUCAUUCACAAGAGCAUGAUUUACACGGGCUGUUACGAUGGCAGCAUAGAAGCUGUUCGGUUGAACUUGAUGCAGAACUAUCGCUGUUGGUGGUCCGGCUGUAGUUUGAUUUUUGGGGUCUUGAAGCACCUGAAGCAUCACCUGUUGUCUGAUCAUAACAGCCCUUCUCUUCUGUCCCUGAAGUGUCGCUGGCGCAACUGUGAUGCUUUCUUCACUAUAAAAAAUGGGUCCAAACAGGAUGCCCCCAAGCACCUGUGCCAGCAUGCUGAGGAAAACAGCCACCUGGACCCAUGAGGAGACAUGUGACCUCCCAAAAUGGGAAGUAAUUUAAGACUUUACCGUAGGCAACUGUCUUUAAUACAUUUCCAUCAUUCCGAAAUUACAGUCUCUGUGAACUUGCAGCAGAUCUUCGAAGAAACUCGAUGGCUUCCCAUUUGGACUGAGCCUACGAGCUGCAGCUGUUCAGGAUUCGUCUGCCCUUCAACAUGGGCUGUGCUGCCUGAAGGGUGAAAGUUGACAGAUUGGGAAUUUAAAGGCAUGAAAUGAACAAAGCGAUGGGAAUACUGAUCAACAGUGACUGCUCCACAAACUUGUCUCAGUCUGCGUAGGUCUCAGUCUGAGUUGGUUUGUAUCGUGUGUAUUUGAGAGUCUGAGUCCAUGUGAGUGCAUGUGUCCGAGUAUGAUUCUGUGGAUUUUGUAACUCGAACAUGCUGUUAUGCGGCAGUUUCCCACGAGCUGCCAUGUGGAAUUUCUGCAGCCUCAAGGACUGAUCUCUCAUUUUGUGUACUGAUAUUUCUUAUUGUUAGGUUAUUCAUUUUAUGCCUAAUAACUUGUUUUCAAAUUGCAUACAGAUGAAAAUGUGGUUUCUGAACCUGUACCAAGUUUUUAAAAAAUAUCUGGGGUAGAAAUUGUGUGUGUGUGUGUGUGUGUGUGUGUGUGUGUGUGUUCUGUAUGUCUGAGGGGCUGAGAGACAGUAGGAGGAAAUUGUGAAUGGAUGUAGAUGUCAAUGCUCAGACUAUACUCUGAAGGGGAAGUCUUGAUUAAAGUCAAACCCUGUUGGUGAAAACUUAUGGAUUGACCCUGUGACUGAGUAGAGACUAGUUCUGGUGGGUUUUUGAGUUUUUGUUACCACUGUGUGAUGCCUAUUGCAUAUCACCAUGGUUUUAUUUAUUCUUUUGUUUAAAUUUAAGUCUUGGAUAAGGAUGUAGUUUGACAUAAGUGUGGUGACACAGUCAGGCCUUGAGCCACAUUGCAGCCUGACCAUGACAGUCCUGUGUUUUUUAAGUUCUAUUUUCAAGAUUUUAAGCCAAAAGGUACCAAGGUCGAUGAUAAGAUGAGAUAGCAAGAAAAGAUUCUUUGAAGGAUAAGUGAUCUGAUUUGCGUAUCGUGCAGUCCUACUGCACUGUGUGUAAUGUCUGGCACUAAGACUGAGUAUUUUGCCCCAUGAAUUGUGUGUUAUGUAUGCAGUGAGGCUGCAUUUAAUACAUGCUUUGUGUGGCUGCAUGUUGUGUGGCCAUGAAGUUUAUUGUGCGGCCAUGGGGCUGCGUAUUAUGUAUGCCUGGUGAGGCUGUGUAUCGAAUGUUGCCAUGAGGCUGCAUAUUAUGUGCAGCCUUGAGACUGUGUAUUGUGUAUACCAUACACGGUGAGGCUGUAUGUAUGUAUCGUGUGGCUGCGAGUUGUCCGAGUGUGAUCGGAAUGAGAAUGUUUGCAAUAAAUGAUUUUACAAUGAUUGGAAACUAUUCCAAGAAUCUAAAUAAAUGUGACUCUGAGAAGAUGAA
Carcharodon carcharias (great white shark) is the source of this 7501-nucleotide messenger RNA. It is a transcript of the gene znf106a, whose product is annotated as zinc finger protein 106a. The record is from RefSeq and is a predicted model, not a curated record. Gene Ontology annotation, cellular component: cytosol; membrane. Bases 138 to 6017 code for a protein of 1959 amino acids. The transcript is spliced from 22 exons. NCBI's taxonomy places the organism in Eukaryota, Metazoa, Chordata, Chondrichthyes, Lamniformes, Lamnidae. Gene Ontology annotation, molecular function: SH3 domain binding; RNA binding.